Messenger RNA from Rhizopus microsporus ATCC 52813, 813 nucleotides. RefSeq lists its product as uncharacterized. The coding region runs from base 154 to 489 and encodes 111 amino acids. NCBI's taxonomy places the organism in Eukaryota, Fungi, Mucoromycota, Mucoromycetes, Mucorales, Rhizopodaceae. The transcript has 2 exons. Gene Ontology annotation, molecular function: RNA binding. The record is from RefSeq and is a predicted model, not a curated record.
CUUUUUUUCUUUCUUUCUUUCUUAUCCCCCUUUUGGUUUUUUUUAAUCAAAAGCUUCCCCCUCCCCUUGAUCAAUAAAUUAAUUCGCUGUCACUUUGUUCCUAUUUUUCCCUUUUUUUUUUCUUUUCUUUUUUUAAUUGAUGGCAAUGAAAGGAUGACAAGUUUGAUCAAAUCAACAGUAUUUUCACCUAUGCGAGUAUUCUUUAGAGUGUCGACAUCAAUCCCUAGUAUGAAGCACGCUCGAGAAAUAUUUAGAGUCUUGGGUGAAUACGGCGACAUGAUUGAAUAUAGAUUUAUAAGAUGUCCAAGCACAUUCAGAUAUCGACAAUAUGGAUUUGUUGUCUAUAGAAAUAGUCAAGAUGCUUAUAAGGCAGUAGAAGAACGGUUUAUAAAAGUACCACCCUCUGAGCUAUUUGAUAAGUCGAUAGAUAUUAAAGUGGAACGAUCUACUGUCAACAACAAAAUUAAAUAUAGAAAGGAAGAGAAUUAGUAAAGGGAAAUAUGCACCCUUUUUUAGGUUUCCCUUCUUGUUAUUAAAAAAGUAACAAAGAAUGAUCGUCACUCUAUAAAGUUGGGUUUAAUUUAGAAGAAAACCAUGGUGCUGCAUGGUUGGUUGGCCCUCCCCCCUUCCUUUGUCUAUAGUAUUCCCGAGAUAAACUAUUUAGGAAUAAACGACCUUUGCUUUUUUUUUUAUUAAGAGAGCUUCAUCUAUCUAUGUUUGAUAUAAGGGAAAGAAGAUAAAAUUGGGACAUAACGGGAAGCUGCAGGAUGUAAACAAAGCAGCUGUACACACACAGACAAAUCGAUGAAAUGC